GCCAGGUUACGGCGGGCGCCGGAAGGGGGCGCAUCCCUCGCCUUUCCCCAAUGUGGCGGGCAGCCCCGUCUCCCCGCUCGGUUUCCGGGAGUCGGUGGCGAUGGCGUCAUCACCGAGCGCCGGGCCGACGGCAGCGCGGAGGUCGGCUGUGACCAGGGAACAUGCUGAGCCGGCUUCAGGAACUGCGCAAGGAGGAGGAGACGCUGCUGCGGUUGAAGGCAGCCCUGCACGACCAGCUGAACCGCCUCAAGGUUGAAGAAUUAGCCCUCCAAUCAAUGAUCAGUUCUAGAAGAGGGGAUGAGAUGCUGUCUUCUCACACUGUACCUGAACAGUCACAUGAUAUGUUGGUGCAUGUAGACAAUGAAGCAUCAAUCAACCAAACGACCCUGGAGUUGAGCACAAAGAGUCAUGUGACGGAAGAGGAGGAAGAAGAGGAAGAAGAAUCAUCAGAUUCCUAAAGGGGGAAAGCCAGGCUGGUCAGUUAUACAAAUUGCAUUUCUAAGUCUCAGGCACUUCUCCUCAAGGAACUCAUCUUGCCCUGGGCCCUGUGAUCUGCUUGAAAGGAAAGCAAGAACUAUAAGGAGGAUGUGUAGUUGCAAAAAUGACUCCAUCCGUAACUCAAGCUUCAGAAUGUUAUGACAUACAGAAAAUCAAAGAUGCUGUGUCUUAGCAUUGAGCAAUAUGGGUGGUGCUGUCUGUAAUCUGGUCAGAUUCGGUUAACUGUUCAAAACAUUUUCCUCUGAAAUACUGUUAGGAAAGUCUGACAUUUGCAAAAAGAGCAGAGUUUAAAUACAAGCCAGUCUUUCCAGUCAACAAUGCCUCUUUGAAGAAAACCAAUUAAAGGCUGUUUGCAUGCCGCUGAAUCAGUCUAGGACAGAAAGAUGACAAGGGGAAGGACUGAGGGCCAUCUGAGAGCACAAGCUUGCUACCUCUCAGAGGCAUUGAAAUACUGCAUGCUAUAAACUGCUUUGUGUAGCUGUUAUCACCUCUCACUUGAGACAUCACUCACUGGUAAAAUGUUUUUAUAAAUAAAUUAUAAAUAGCCAUCAUGGAGCCUGCUGGUUUCUAGAUCGUGACAGAGAAGCAGCAGUUCCUUCUCUGAGGAAAAGAUACAACAGGAUGGUUUGAAAUCCAUUUCUAGCCCUUAAGAGAGAUGUGCCAUGCUUGGAAGACUGGAUUUUUUUUUGUUAUUUGUUUGAGACAGUUUCACUCUUGUUGCCCAGGCUGGAGUGCAAUGGUGUGAUCUCAGCUCACUGCAACCUCCCCCGUCUGGGUUCAAGUGAUUCUCCUGCCUCAGCCUCCCGAGUAGCUGGGAUUACAGGCACGCAUCACCAUGCCCGGCUAAUUUUGUAUUUUUAGUAGAGACAGGGUUUCUCCAUGUGGUCAGGCUGCUCUCGAACUCCCAACGUCAGGUUUUCUGCCCGCCUCAACCUCCAAAAGUGUUGGGAUUACAGGCGUGAGCCACUACGCCAGGCUAGAAGACUGGAUUUUUGUAACAGAGUAAGAGUUGUUACUUCAUAUUUGAAGUUGAGGUUCAUUUCUGCAUACUGUCCCUUUUCCACUAACUACUAUACUGUGAAAUAAGUAGUUGCUUAAUUUUAUAAAAUUAAUUUCCCCUGCUCAAGCAACAGUAAAAGCCAAACAAAACACAAAGAAUCAUGUCAAGCAGAACUUAUGCAGCAGUUCCCAAAUAAAGCAAAGAAUACCUUUUUUUGUUAAUCCACAUUUCAUUGAAGUUAUUUUGAGCUGCUCUUAGAGGAAACAGCCAGAAGUUUAAAUGAGCAUGUUACUUAGAACACACAAUAGGAAGAUAGUUUGGGAACAAAAAGCAUCAAGGUACAUAAAUUUUGGGGGUCUUAUUUACAAUACAAGCAUGGGUUUGCAAAGUUGGAAAGAUUGACUAUGAAUUCCAGCUCUACCACUAACUGCUCCCUUGUCCUCCCACCUCUUUGCAACUCACUUUCCCAUCUGUAAGGUGAAGAUACAUGUGUUCUAGCAGUUUCACAGGUUGCUAUGAGGUGCUAAUGAGAUCAUUUGAAACUCCUACUAUCAUUGGUAUCUCAGUAAGAAUCUGGCACUGGGAGCUCAAAACACUGCAAGAUUCAUGCGGGGAUCAUAAUUCUUGGUUAAAAAUUUAAAAACAAAAAAAUCUAAGCACCCCUCAGAAGACACUGAGCAUGAAAGUGGUCAGAUCUGGGUUUUGGAUACCGGUUCAUAACAUUUCUCCUAAGGAUGUAGUAUUCUCAUUUUAAUGAAACAUUCUCAGUAGUGGUGGUAUCCUGUCAUUUGUAAAAGACACAGGGUGUAAAUGUUAAAACCCAGCCUGAAUGUUUAUGUGUUGAAAAUGUGUAAGUUGAACUGUUGACUUAGAAAAGCUAUACCUCACAGUGAGAAAAAAAAAAAAAGCUGACUAGCUUAGGCAGCAGUAUAUACAACACUGAUCAUUUUUUACAAAUCCUGGCAGUAUCCCAAUUUCUGGUACCUCUAGAUUGGAACUACCUACUUAGAAGAUAUUUACUCUUGUUUUG
This is a messenger RNA of Chlorocebus sabaeus (green monkey), 2528 nucleotides long. It is a transcript of the gene SNAPC5, whose product is annotated as small nuclear RNA activating complex polypeptide 5. The record is from RefSeq and is a predicted model, not a curated record. Gene Ontology annotation, cellular component: nucleus. Gene Ontology annotation, biological process: transcription initiation at RNA polymerase III promoter; transcription by RNA polymerase II. NCBI's taxonomy places the organism in Eukaryota, Metazoa, Chordata, Mammalia, Primates, Cercopithecidae.